Hibiscus syriacus is the source of this 1642-nucleotide messenger RNA. RefSeq lists its product as uncharacterized. The record is from RefSeq and is a predicted model, not a curated record. NCBI's taxonomy places the organism in Eukaryota, Viridiplantae, Streptophyta, Magnoliopsida, Malvales, Malvaceae. The coding region runs from base 26 to 1486 and encodes 486 amino acids. The transcript is spliced from 4 exons.
AGAAGAAAGGGAAAACCAUAAAGAAAUGUCGUGGUUAGCUAGAUCGAUUGCUAGCUCGCUCAAGCUUGACGAAGACGAAGAGGAUCAAACCAAUGCAGCCGCAAAUCCGAAUUCCGAAUCCGAUGCGAAUCCCAACCAAGCCUCAUCAGAUCCCAACACUCCACGUGGCGUCAAAGACGACCUCUCCGAGCUCACCAAAACCCUAACGCGUCAAUUCUGGGGCGUUGCUUCCUUCCUCGCUCCGACUCCUCCAGAGUCAACGGAACAAAAGCACGAGCUUCUGGUGGAGGAGGCAAAAUCUCUCGGGUCGCCAUCUGAUGAUCCGGAUGAGUUGUCCGAUGAGGAACUGAUAGCUGGAAUCCGUAAUGAUUUAUCGGAGAUCGGUGGAAAAUUCAAGAGUGGAAUCUCGCAUCUAUCUAGUAAUAUAAACGUCUCGGAGUUCACUAAGAUCGCUUCGAAUUUCCUUCAGUUUGGGUCCGAGGAAGAUGGUCCUGAAAAACACGCGAUUGGAUACGCUGUCGGUGUGACCGAAGAAGUGGUCGCAUUCGCCAGGGAUAUGGCGAUGCAUCCAGAAACUUGGCUCGAUUUCCCCAUUCCCGAUGAUGGUGAUUUUGAUGAUUUUGAUAUGUCUGAUGAGCAACAAGAACAUGCCUUAGCUGUUGAACGUCUUACCCCAAGUUUGGCUGCUCUUAGGAUUGAACUUUGCCCAGGAUAUAUGAGUGAAGGUUGCUUUUGGAAGAUCUAUUUUGUACUUCUGCUUCCUCGACUAAAUAAACAUGAUGCAGAACUACUCUCUACUCCCCAAAUAGUUGAAGCAAGAGCAGUGUUAAUGCAAGGGAUACAGCACCUAGCAAAGGCUAAGACUGCAGAAGAUCAUCCUGAAAGUGUCACUUCAAUUAUAGAGGCUGAUUUACGACAUGAAGAGUCUCUUUCUGUGCCUUAUUCAGCUCAAUCUAAGUCAGUGCCAUUCAAGGAAUCUGAAACUGAGGUUGCCACUACUUCUGUGGCUGUUGAAAUUCCAACAGAAAAGCACCCAGUUCUGAGUACUGAGGUGCAGGUCAUUGACAAGUCUGUCAUUGAGGAAGAGCCAAUAAAAGAAGCCAAACAUCAACAUUUGACAUCCGGGUCUUCUGUAGUUUCUAUUGAGAAAUACGAAGAUGAUGCUGAUGACUGGUUAAAAGAGGAAACUUCGGAGGCAGUUGGAACAAGUGCUACAACAGUCCCUCUUGAUAAUGAUGAAGAUGUUUCAUUCAGUGAUCUUGAGGAUGAUGAUGAUGUGCCAAUAAGUUACAAAAAAGUGACAUCUGGUUCUGAUUCUUCAAUGAAAGACUCAAGAGACUGGGUUCAGCUGGGCAGGAGCUCUACGGACUCGGUUAAAGAUGUUAACUGUGUUGGUAAUGAACAUUCUGGGUCUGAGCAGGUACGUAGUCAAAACCCCGAAACCAAGGAAUCAAAUGACUGGCUUGAUAUUGAAGAAAUCAUGUGAACCAAUAAGCUUUGCAAUAUCUGUAUUUCAGUUUCGUCUUCCUUGUAAUAAUGUUAAUUUAUUGUGUAUGGUUUUUUUCAAUUUGAGCUAAGGCUCUGGAAACUGUGUUUUGUACAAAAAACCUUGUCGAAAUUGGAUAAUAGCGUGUUAAUGCAA